ACACAAUGCCUGUCGAUCCACCUCCCCCUCCUCCUCCUGGGGCCCCACACCACUUCCCCCCGCCCCCGAUUCGGGUCAUUCCAACUCACGCCAGUAUUCGACAAUUCUCGGGAGGCGAGACCGAUUUUUCGGCGCGACAGUUUUUAGAUUUGUGUGAAUCUGCCAUCGUAAAUUCCUCCAUUACGGAAGAUCAUGAUAAAAUCGCUUUCAUUCGGUCACGGUUACUUCCAGGCUCUCGGGCACUGAAUUUGAUGCAGUCCUCAGCGUUCGCUUCGGGGGACAUUGGUGUAAACUAUGAGGUUUUUAAAGGAAAUUUCAUUAAAAUCUUCGGGGGCGGGAGUAAACCAAGCAUCGUUAGACAGAUGGCGCACACGGUUGAGUCCCUCCAAAAAAAUUCCUCAACAAAGCCGAUUUGGGACGCCAUGAUUGAGGCAAAUCAGCUGGCGGUUGACUGUGUCAAGAGCUUGGAAGACGCGCUCUGGCUUCCAGGGGGCUGUAUGCAAAAGCACCAGGUGAAGACAGCUUUCGAGUUGUUUUUUUACUUAUUUCAUAUUUCAGAGAAGAACCGCCGUUCUGCCCUCCCUUUGGCCUUCAAACCGAGCGGGAAGUUGGUUGACUUCGUCUCAGAGUUAGAGGUCAAGGUUCAGGAACACCCUCACCAUCAACCCCUCGCCCCAGCUGCAGCAUUGCAGGCACAAAGUAAGGCAUCUCUCACAUGUAGUUUUUGCAAACAAUCAGGACAUUCUGAGCAUUCUUGUUUCGCGAAACGUAGGGAGUCAACACAUUCAAGACAGGGCUCAGAUAGGAGGUCAGGAGCUUACAGGGGCGGGCAUCAUUCAUCACACAGGAACCCUAGGCCAAACCAUCAGCGGAAGGCUGCCUUUUGCCAUAUCCACGGGAAUUGUUUUCAUGAUUCAGACAGUUGUUCUGCAAUACAAAAGGCCAAGGAGGUACAGAAGUACAAGUCCUCAGCGGACAGUAAACCACACUCCUCUUCUCAGAAUAAAAAGACAUGACUUCGUGACAGCCCCGAGGCGUACAUCCAAGUGUCCCUUAAGGAAAAUACUAAUUGGGAGCAACUUGACUCCGUCAUUGCCGCCUUGGGACGGACAAGCAUAAUUGCCCUCCCUUGCAAGGUGGGCAACACUUCACUCACCUUAGCGGUUGACACAGGUGCCACAGUCAAUGUCAUAUCCGACUCCGCUUACAGGUCACUGACACGACAAGCGAGUGGGAAAAUUGGCCGCUCCAAGAGAACGACCUGAAUGUGAUAGGCGUGACGGGCACCACUUUGGGAAUCCUUGGGCGAGUACCACUAACAGUCAGCUUACAUGAAAAAGUAUGUCCCUUUCGAGAUUUCUUUUAUGUCUCUAGCAGGUUUGCUUUACCUGUGGAUGGGAUCUUAGGCUUGACCGCCAUGAAAGACCUGCACAUCGCCAUAAACCCUGUAAGCAACGCGAUCGUGUAUCAAGGCCGACGCAUACAGGGGUUGGUCAAUCCAUCGCCUCUGUCAACUGUAAUCUCACCCUCAGAGGUGGAAAAUGACCAACCCACCACAGACUCAGGGGCUGCCACCGCCCAAGUGUCCCCUCUUACGGUCAAACCGCACGAAACCAUUGCAGACUUGUGGCGGACAGUAACGGCAGUCGUAGAAGGUCCUCAUAUAGUUCCGGAUCGUGCUGCAAAACUUGUUAAAAUCCGUUUGUCUAACGCCCCUCCGGCGGGCAGUGAUGUGUGUAUCGACGGAGUUCCUCACGUACACCGCGUGACGGUGGAGGUAACUCUUGCAACAGUCAAGGAGGGAGGUUUUGCAGAGGCAUUGGUAAUAAACACGUCUGGAUCCCCUGUAUCCUUAAAACACGGUGUUCGAUUAUGCCAGUGUCUAGUGUAUGGGAGAAAUGUCGCCCCGGAACCAGCUGAAUACCCUUCAGCCCAAGUUUCAGGCAUAUCCUCGGCGUGUCAGGCUUCUCCCGAACAAGACACAGCUCAUUUAGAGGCGUUCCUAAAAGUUGCACACUAUUCCGAAAUUAAGCCAACCUUAGUCCAGCUUCUGGAGCAUUAUCGGGGGGCGCUUGCUCUACCAGGCGAGCCGCUUGGAGUUACGCAGUGUGCUGAACACCACAUUAAGUUAAAACCCAAUACAAAUCCUGUAUAUAUCAAUGCGUACAAGCUCCCCCACAGUCAGAGGGAGGUGGUGCAACAACUUAUCUCUGAAAUGUUAGAACAAGGUGUCAUCAAAGAAUCGAAUUCCC
This is a messenger RNA of Eriocheir sinensis (Chinese mitten crab), 2252 nucleotides long. RefSeq lists its product as uncharacterized. The record is from RefSeq and is a predicted model, not a curated record. The transcript is spliced from 2 exons. Lineage: Eukaryota; Metazoa; Arthropoda; Malacostraca; Decapoda; Varunidae. The coding region runs from base 6 to 1016 and encodes 336 amino acids.